AUGAGAGGAUUGAGCUCUUGGAAUAAUGUACCUGCUGGACCUCCUGAUCCUAUUCUCGGAGUGACGGAAAAGUUCAAAGCUGAUACUUCUCCUAAGAAGAUCAAUCUCGGUGUUGGUGCAUACCGCGACGAAAACGGCAAACCUUACGUUUUACCUUCGGUUCAAAAAGCUGAGAAGUUGCUUUAUGAGGCUAAAGGUGAUAAAGAGUAUCUUCCCAUUACUGGUCUUGCUCCGUUUACGAAACUAGCAGCGGAGUUGGCAUAUGGAAAAGAGUCUAUUCCGUUGAAAGAGGGUCGUCUCGCCAUCACCCAAUCUAUCUCCGGUACAGGCGCACUUCGAAUUGGUACUGCUUUCCUAGCUCGUUUCUACCCAGGUGCAAAAGCCAUCUAUCUUCCUUCUCCGACAUGGGGAAACCAUAUUCCUAUUGCUAAAGAUUCUGGGCUGGAAGUGAAGCAAUACAAAUACUUUGACAAAGACACCGUUGGGCUGGAUUUCGAAGGAAUGAAACAAGAUAUCGAGUCUGCGCCGGAAGGUUCCAUCAUCCUUUUGCAUGCUUGUGCUCAUAACCCAACCGGUAUCGACCCAACCGAAGCUCAAUGGAAAGAACUGUCCGACUUGUUCAAAAAGAAGAAGCAUUUCCCAUUCUUCGACAUGGCCUACCAAGGCUUUGCAUCGGGUGAUAUUCUCAAAGAUGCCUUUGCUGUGAGAUACUUUGUCGAGCAGGGACAUCAGCUUCUCUUGUGCCAGUCAUUCGCCAAGAACCUCGGUCUCUACGGUGAACGUGUCGGAGCCAUCUCUUUCGUCUGUAGAUCUCCAGAGGAGAAGUCUAGGGUGGAUUCUCAGUUGAAGAUUAUCAUCCGACCUAUGUAUUCUAACCCUCCUAUCCACGGAGCUAGACUCGUGAGCGCUAUUCUAGGAUCACCAGAGUUGUACGAGGAAUGGCUGGUUGAAGUGAAAGGCAUGGCAGAACGUAUAAUCUCCAUGCGUACCAAACUGUACAACAAACUGGUCGAAUUGAACACUCCCGGUGAAUGGGGUCAUAUCAAAUCGCAAAUCGGAAUGUUCAGUUUUACCGGUCUGAAACCAGAACAAGUUGAUAAACUGGCGGAAAAAGCUCAUAUUUAUCUGACGAGGGAUGGAAGGAUUUCAAUGGCCGGGUUGAAUUCUGGUAACGUCGAAUAUUUCGCGGAGAGCGUUAGUAAAGCUGUGAAGGGUGAACUUUGA
Messenger RNA from Tremella mesenterica DSM 1558, 1224 nucleotides. RefSeq lists its product as uncharacterized. The record is from RefSeq and is a predicted model, not a curated record. Bases 1 to 1224 code for a protein of 407 amino acids. The transcript is spliced from 12 exons. Gene Ontology annotation, biological process: biosynthetic process; L-aspartate catabolic process. Gene Ontology annotation, molecular function: L-aspartate:2-oxoglutarate transaminase activity; pyridoxal phosphate binding. Lineage: Eukaryota; Fungi; Basidiomycota; Tremellomycetes; Tremellales; Tremellaceae. Gene Ontology annotation, cellular component: mitochondrion.